UCCCCCACUCCUAUGUGUAGAAAAGUGGCAUUCCACACUUGCACGCUACGCUUCUCUUGUUACCACGUCUUCGCAAAUUUCAGUUUUCUUAUUAUUUUUUUGCGGUUAAGUGAUGGACUACGAUUUCAGGACCAGGCCUCCACCCUACGACCCGCCGGCGACCCCACCGACGUACGCUCCUCCGCCGUCGUACCCGAAGAUCGGUGGCCCGCACGGCCACUCCGUCGCCCGGUCGUCAAACCACCACCGCCAGACAUCUGCUCCUUCCUCUUCUCCGGGAAUGGGCAUUAGGAUUUUCAUAAAGCCUGAAUAUAGGAUCACUCCGCCUCCUCAUUUAUCAUCUCAUUCUGGAGAUAUUCCACACAGCAACUUCCAAUUUGAUUUUGGAUUGGAGAGAAAAAUUCUUGCUGAAGCAAAUAAGGAAAACCCGAAUUGGAGCAAGUUUGGGAUGGAAAAUCUGCCAACUAAGGUUACCGAAUCAGCAUCACCAAAGGUUUCUGUUUCAGAUCCAAUCGUGAGCAAAUAUAUUUCCAUGGGGCUCAGCCGAGAGGCUGUUCUCAUUGCUAUUGCAAAGUAUGGUGAUAAUCCGACCAAGGAAUUUGUCAAUGGCUAUACCCUUCUGCGUGAAAUGGGAUUUUCAUCAACCAGUGUUGCUGAAGCCUUGGUUAUGCAUGAUAAUGAUACGGACAAAGCACUAGCACAUUUCCUUAACGGCUAAUCAUGAGAAUCGUGAAGCAUAGGUAUCAUUUAUUGAUAGAUAAUUGAUUGGUGCCUUUGUACAAUUAUAAAUACUAGUCAAAUAUGGGGGAUAUGAGCAAUCUGUUAUCGUCUAUAAGGCUGCUCCUAUUGUUAUAGUUGUGGGAGACAGGGAAUUUGAAGAGAUUGUGUGUUUGAAUAGAGAACAAAUAGAACCUAUUAUAAAUAUUGUAAUAUUGUACUAUGGGUUUCUCUUUUCUCAUUUCACA
Gastrolobium bilobum is the source of this 965-nucleotide messenger RNA. RefSeq lists its product as uncharacterized. Bases 113 to 718 code for a protein of 201 amino acids. The transcript is spliced from 5 exons. Gene Ontology annotation, molecular function: ubiquitin binding. Gene Ontology annotation, cellular component: ESCRT I complex. The record is from RefSeq and is a predicted model, not a curated record. Gene Ontology annotation, biological process: ubiquitin-dependent protein catabolic process via the multivesicular body sorting pathway. Lineage: Eukaryota; Viridiplantae; Streptophyta; Magnoliopsida; Fabales; Fabaceae.